CGUCCCCACCCGUUGCCGGGAUACACUGAGCUACUUGGCCUCUACUAGUUGAUACUAGUUGAGCCUGAGGGCUCAAGAAAGCUGCUGGUGUGAGUGGGUAGUCACGAGUCGGCGAACACGUCGGUGGUGGAGAUGACUGGUGAGCUCCGCUGUGGUGCGACCCAGAGUCUUGUGACCUCCCUCAUUCGGUGCUGACAGAGUGAUUAAAGUGAACAAGCAAUGGCUAGUAAUCACAAACCUUCAGCAGCUCGCCCUGUUUCACGAGGUGGAAUUGGGUUGACAGGAAGGCCUCCUUCUGGAAUAAGACCCCCGUCAGGAAAUAUUCGAGUGGCAACUGGAAUGCCACCUGGAACAGCAAGACCAGGCUCUCGUGGUGGCCCCAUAGGGACUGGUGGAGUUCUGUCUUCUCAGAUUAAAGUUGCAGAUCGUCCUGUAACACAACAAGGUUUGAGUGGAAUGAAAACUGGAAUUAAAGGUCCCCAGAGGCAAAUUUUAGACAAAUCUUAUUAUCUUGGGCUUCUUCGAAGUAAAAUAAAUGAACUUACGACAGAAAUUAAUAAACUUCAGAAAGAAAUAGAAAUGUACAACCAAGAAAAUUCAGUAUAUUUGUCGUAUGAAAAGCGAGCUGAGACUUUAGCUGUCGAAAUCAAAGACUUUCAAGGACAACUAGCAGACUACAACAUGUUGGUAGAUAAACUUAAUACCAAUACUGAUAUGGAAGAAGUAAUGAAUGAUUACAACAUGCUUAAAGCUCAAAAUGAUCGAGAAACACAAAGUAUGGAUAUCAUAUUCACUGAAAGACAAGCGAAGGAGAAACAAAUUCGAAGUGUAGAAGAGGAGAUUGAACAGGAAAAGCAAGCAGCAGAUGGCAUUAUCAAAAAUAUGUCUCCUGAAAAACAAAUCAAGUACAUAGAAAUGAAAACCACAAAUGAGAAAUUAUUACAGGAAUUAGAUAUACUUCAGCAACAACUAGAUUCACUAAACAUGAAAAAAGAGAGCCUAGAAGCUGAAAUAGCACACUCCCAGGUAAAACAAGAGGCUGUAUUGCUGCAUGAAAAACUUGAUGAGUUAGAGUCCCAUCGAGAUCAAAUGAUUGCUGAAGACAAAAGCAUGGGAUCUCCAAUGGAAGAGAGAGAGAGAUUACUUAAGCAGGUAAAAGAAGAUAAUCAGGAAAUAGCUAGCAUGGAGAGACAGUUAACAGAUUUAAAAGAAAAAAUAAAUCAAUUUAAUGAAGAAAUUAGACAACUUGAUAUGGACUUAGAAGAACACCAAGGUGAAAUGAAUCAGAAGUACAAGGAGCUUAAAAAAAGGGAAGAAAAUAUGGACACUUUUAUUGAGACUUUUGAGGAAACGAAAAGUCAGGAACUGGAACGGAAGGCACAGAUAGAAGCCAGCAUUGUUGCACUUUUGGAGCACAGUAGUCGGAAUAUAAAUCGUAUGAAACAGGUAUCCUCUAUCACCAAUCAAGAGCUGAAGAUAAUGCAGGAUGAUCUCAAUUUUAAAUCUACUGAAAUGCAGAAAUCACAAAGUACAGCUAGGAAUUUGACUUCAGACAGUCAACGUCUACAAUUGGAUCUACAGAAAAUGGAGCUCCUGGAAAGUAAGAUGACUGAAGAACAACAUUCUCUAAAAAGCAAAAUUAAGCAAAUGAUAAUGGAUAUAGAGACAUUUAAUGAUUUGCCAACUUUAAAAUCAUCAGGUGAAGAAAAGAAAAAGAAAUUACAUCAGGAAAGAACAGUAUUGUCAACCCGUAGAAAUGCCUUCAAGAAAAUAAUGGAGAGGCUAAACACAGAACAUGAGACACUGAAAACACAAUUGCAAGAAAAUGAGACACAUUCUCAGCUUACAAAUUUGGAGAGGAAGUGGCAACACCAUGAACAAAAUAAUUUUGUGAUGAAAGAAUUCAUAGCAACUAAGAGUCAAGAGAGUGAUUACCAGUCAAUUAUGAAGAAUGUGACCAAGCAGAUUGCAGAGUACAAUAAAACCAUCAUGGAUGCUCUACAUAGCAUGAGCAGAAACUGAGUCUGAACCAACUGCAAGUCUUCAAAGAAGUAUCCUGUUUCUGUUAAACUUUAUACAAGCUGAAUACAGAAAAAAAAGUCUUACCUAAGAUUUUUGAAUGCUCUAACUUUUGUGGCCUGCUUCAAGAGUGAUGUUUUAAAUAUAAUAGUUUAAUAGUUCAAUAAAUGAUUUGCAUAGGAUAAGUA
This is a messenger RNA of Phyllostomus hastatus (greater spear-nosed bat), 2207 nucleotides long. RefSeq names its product intraflagellar transport 74 (gene IFT74). Gene Ontology annotation, molecular function: beta-tubulin binding. Gene Ontology annotation, cellular component: centrosome; cilium; intraciliary transport particle B. The transcript has 20 exons. Bases 220 to 2022 code for a protein of 600 amino acids. Lineage: Eukaryota; Metazoa; Chordata; Mammalia; Chiroptera; Phyllostomidae. Gene Ontology annotation, biological process: cilium assembly; intraciliary transport involved in cilium assembly. The record is from RefSeq and is a predicted model, not a curated record.